This is a messenger RNA of Symbiodinium necroappetens, 1317 nucleotides long. The record is from the annotation of a GenBank genome assembly. NCBI's taxonomy places the organism in Eukaryota, Dinophyceae, Suessiales, Symbiodiniaceae.
GCCGCCGCGAUGACCCAGGCCGGCGGCGGGCCGCUCCACUCGUCGAUGAACUUCCUCUCCGAAGCCUUCGCGAUGGGCGCCUUCCCCUACGUCUUCCUCUACAUCAUCAUGGUCUACUUCUUCAGCUACUUCUGGACCACCGUCCAGUUCAACCCCGAGGACAUGUCCAAGCAGCUCCGCGACCACGGCUCGUUCAUCCCGGGCCUCCGCCCCGGGCCCCGCACCGCGGAGUACCUCGAGGCCGUCAUGGAGCGCAUCACCUACGUCGGCGCCGGCUUCCUCUCGAUCAUCGCCAUCGUGCCCAUGAUCGUGAACCGCAACCUCAACAUCGACUUCGGCGUCGCCCAGUUCCUCGGCGGCACCGGCCUCCUCAUCGUUGUCUCCGUCGGCCUCGACUUCGUCCAGCGCAUCGAGGCCAACCUCCUCAUGCGCAACUACGCGGGCUUCCUCGGCGGCAACGAAAAGGGCAAGGGCCCCAAGAUCCGCGAAAUCGACGCCCUCACCCGCGCCGCCUCGCUCGUCUGCGAGUGCCUGGAUCUCGUGCGCGACGCCGCGACCGAGGGCGUCCGCACCGACGACCUCGACGCCGUCGCGGGCCACCACCUCGUCUCGCGAGGCGCGACGAGCCUCUUCAAGGGCUACACCCAGGGCGACACCCCGCCCUUCCCCGCCGACACCUGCAUCUCCGUCAACGACGAGGUCGUCCACGGCAUCCCCUCCAACCGUGCGCUGAAAAACGGCGACCUGCUCUGCGUCGACGUCGGCCUCAAGCUCGACGGCUGGUGCGGCGAUUCGGCCACCGCCAUCGUGGUGGGGGGGGCGGACGCCAACCCCGCCGCCGCGAAGCUCAUCGAGCAGACCCGAGAAAUCAUCGACCUCGCCGUCUCGCGCAUGAAGCCGGGCGUGCGCUGGUCGGACAUCGGCCGCGAGCUCGAGGAUCGCACCGAGGCGAUGGGCGUCGGCCUCGUCACCGAGUACGUCGGCCACGGCAUCGGCCGCGAGCUCCACGAGCCCCCCAAGGCCCCGUGCUACUGGAGCGGCUUCGGCGGCGACGAUUUCACCCUGAGCGAAGGCAUGGUCCUGUCCAUCGAGCCCAUGCUCACGCUCGGGCGGGGCCCCAUCACGGGUUGGCUCGUGGGCCGGGCGGGGCUGCCGGCGUUCCGCAUGCCCGUCCAGCUCGACCCGAAGGACGGCUGGACCGUCCGGACAGCGGACGGCUCAUUCGCCUGCCACGAGGAGCGGAUGGUCGCCGUCACGGCGACCGGAGCCCGUGUCCUGGCCUCGCCGGGCGGGGCCAGCGGGGGGGCGGAACGGUGA